CUCCAAUGAUUCAAAGCCAUGAUGAUGAAGAAUCAAUGGACAAAUGGUUCAACAAUCUUCGUCAUGGCCAUGCAAAACCUAAAUUCCAAGAGCUUCAUUUUUACAUUCACGACAUUCUCCAAGCUGUUCCGGGUAAAAACAUAAGCAUCGUGGAAGUUGCUAAGGCGGAGAAUAUCACCGACUCGUCGCCGACCGAGUUCGGAUUAGUCUAUGUUGUCGACAAUAAACUGACUGCCGGACCAGAAUACGAUUCCAAGCAAGUCGGUUACGUUCAAGGGCUUUCUGUCUCGGCUUCAAUAGAGAAUAGUGCAUCGACAGUGUGUCUUAAUAUGAUAUUUACGCAAGGGGAAUACAACGGCAGCACUCUUAGCGUUUUGGGCCGCAUCGCGCGGUAUUCCGACAACCGGGAGUUUCCGAUAUUAGGCGGUACCGGCGGUUACCGGAUGGCGCAAGGGAUCGCCACCGGCGAACUCUAUUCUUAUGAUAAUGUCACCAGAAAUGCCGUUGUGGAAUGCCGGAUCCGGUUCUUUCACUAUUGAUGAUAAUAUGAAUGCAUGACAUCACAAUUGCCCUUUAGAUAUGUACGGAGGAAAAAGAAAAAAGAAAGCAAAAUUACACAUUUGAGCAUGUGAAUAUAUCUUUCUCCGUAUUGAUCCAAUAUUUAGGUGUAUUGUAUUUACAACAAUAUUAUUUCUACCCAACUUUUGAAAGAACUACUUUGGAAAGGCAAGAAAAUAUCUUCAAUAUUUUCCCCAUUUCACAAGGUUUGGGGAUAUCUUUCCUCGUUGCUUUUAUCCAUUAUAUUAUUGGAAACGAAUACUAAUUUAUAAUUAGUAAAACUCUUAGCGAAAAUUUUAG
Messenger RNA from Oldenlandia corymbosa var. corymbosa, 858 nucleotides. NCBI's taxonomy places the organism in Eukaryota, Viridiplantae, Streptophyta, Magnoliopsida, Gentianales, Rubiaceae. The record is from the annotation of a GenBank genome assembly.